Lytechinus pictus (painted urchin) is the source of this 2809-nucleotide messenger RNA. RefSeq names its product dnaJ homolog subfamily B member 13-like. Gene Ontology annotation, molecular function: protein-folding chaperone binding. The record is from RefSeq and is a predicted model, not a curated record. The transcript has 6 exons. NCBI's taxonomy places the organism in Eukaryota, Metazoa, Echinodermata, Echinoidea, Temnopleuroida, Toxopneustidae. Gene Ontology annotation, cellular component: cytosol. Bases 131 to 1081 code for a protein of 316 amino acids.
AGCAACAAUCUAAAUAGAGCUAGAGCUAGAUAGAGCGCGCGAGAUCGAGAUUGAGAGCGCUAUAGCUAGCGAGGAAUUCGAGAACGCCGCAUUCAUUUUGUUACAAAAAAAACUAAUAAAAAAACACGAAAUGGGAAUUGAUUACUAUGGAAUGCUUGCCUUGACACGUUCGGCAAUAGAUGCAGACAUUAAAAAAGCAUACCGCAAGCUUGCUUUAAAAUAUCACCCAGACAGGAACCAAGAGAUUAGUGCACCAGAGAAAUUCAGACAGGUCUCAGAAGCGUAUGACAUUCUCAGUGAUCCCAAGAAGAAAGCAGUCUAUGACCAAUUUGGUGAAGAAGGUUUGAAAAAUGGCGUUCCUGCUGGUUCUAAUGAAGAUAGUGGGGCCUGGACGCAAGGCUACACAUUUCAUGGCGAUGCUAACAAAGUCUUCAUGGAUUUCUUUGGUGGAAACAACCCAUUUAGUGAAUUUCAUGAGGGUAUCGAUGGAGACUUGAGCAUGGGUUUUGGAGGUUUGUUAGGACGUGGUAGAAAGAAGCAGGAUCCUCCCAUUGAAAGAGACUUGGUUCUUUCUCUUGAAGAAAUAUUCCAUGGUUGUACUAAGAAAAUGAAGAUCUCAAGGAGGGUAAUGAAUGAGGAUGGUCACACAUCAAGUACAAGGGAUAAGAUUCUUACUAUUACUGUUCAUAAAGGCUGGAGAGAGGGAACACGUAUCACCUUUCCUAAGGAAGCUGAUCAGGGACCCAAUAUUGUACCUGCGGAUAUCAUCUUUAUUGUCAGAGAUAAACCUCAUCCUCGAUUCAAGCGUGAAGGUGAUGAUCUAGUCUAUGUGUCCAGGGUUCUUCUUGGAAAAGCUCUGACUGGUUGCAGUGUAGAAGUACCAACCCUGGACGGGAGGUUGCUGAAUGUUCCCAUCAAUGACAUUAUUAGCCCUGGUUACAGGAAGGUUGUUCCAGGAGAAGGGAUGCCAAUCUCAAAGAACCCAGAACUGAAAGGCAAUCUCAUCAUCACUUUUGAUAUUGAAUUUCCACGGCAACUGACUCCUGGCAAGAAACAGCUCAUCAAAGAUGCUCUCUUAUAAUUGGACCUAUACACAAGAUUCUGACAAUCCAAGAAAUUCUGGAAGAUGAAACGACUCUAAGUAAAACCCAGCUUUGCAUCAAAGAAAAGUGUCAUAUUACUUUAAUUUAGAGUCAGGAGGUCUUUAACUUUGUAUAAAAAAAAAGAGAAAUGAAAAGUCAUCUUCUGGCUUACAUUACAAUUGUAUUUACACAUUACAAUAGUUAGAUAUCAGAUCAGAUUGUAUGAUGACAUUAUGUACUGAUCCUAUGGGAAAUUGGAAUAUCAGUAGUUAAAAUGUUUAAUCAUGAUCACUCUUACUGAUAAAUUAUACAGCUAACAAUAUUACUUUCACUCAUACCAAUCUGCUCUUCUGUAUUUUUAAGCAAUUUGGUAAGCAAACUUUUUAAGUGUGAAAACCAGCCUAGGUUGAUGAAUUUUUUACAACUCCUGGUUUUAAAGAGAAUCACAAUGGCACAUCCCACCCCCCCCCCCCCCUGAAUGUUUGUCAACUUUCAAUAUUUGAAAGGGAAAAAAAGGUAGUCUCCCCAUUUAUUGAUUGUUUUUAAAGCUUUCAUUUUUAUCUUAGGAAAUUAUUGUGACUGACUAUGCUAGUGUCUCAUGGUCGUCUGACUUGUAUUUGAAUUCUAAGAAAAAUAAUUUCUGCUUUGUUUUGUUUUUUAUGGAUAUGGAUUUCUUGAUAAUGGGGUGAAUAAUGAAAUGAUUUGAUUUUGUCUCAAAUAACUGGCAAAGAAUGAGAAAAUAAUAAUAUAAAAUAAUCAAACAGAUCAGUUAUCAAACAUUGUUUCCCAUAUGACCAGUUUGCUGGUGCAGCAUAAGCAUCCAAUAUUUAUUUAUAUUCUGUUGACUUUUAGAAGAGAACACUUACUUUAUUCACCAACAAGAUGGAACAUUUCCUGGUAAUCUUAAAGUAACUUUGUAUAUUUUGUAAAUACAAAUACAUAUGUAAAUUCUUGUAAAUAAAAUGUUGAAAUAAUUAUUCAGUUACCUUACAUUCUUAUAUACUGUUUUCGUAUAUGUUACUUCUUGAGCCUAGUCUAACCCUGAAGUGGAAUGGGGGGAGGGGGGUGGUAUCUUAUUUUUUUUCCAUAUAAAAACAAAAGGUGCAUAUUCAAAGUAAGCAUUCAAAGUUGUCAAGGAUUACAGAUUUUCCAGAAAAUGAGAAUACUGAUGGUUUCAUGCAAAGUACUGAUUUUUUUUAAGUUCCAGUUUUAUAUCUCGACCUGUGGUCUAACCCAUAAAUCAAUUCAAAUGAUUGCAGUACUUUUAAGGACGUUCCACAGUUGAAAUGAAAUCCAUUUCAUUUUCACCAAAUUUUGCAUAGAGUCACUUUAGCACCCAAUUAUUCCAAAUAUGCAAAAAUUAAUAUGGGUUCAUGUGCUUGAUUUUUUGGUAUCGAGAUUUGAAGUUCACUCAUUUCCAGGGUCUCGAAAUACGCAAUAAAGAUAACUUUGCAUCUUUAAACCCCACAAGAAUACAAAAUUUAGUGUAAACCUCUAUUACUCAGUCAAAGUCUAUCUAAAUUGCACAAAAUUUUACAUAAUAGUUCAGAAUUAUAUACUUAAGAUGAAGAAUCCACUCAUAUUGCGAUUCGUUUGCUCUUAAAAGAGUAGUAGCACCGUCCAUUCUAAAAAUAAGAUGUGAAGGGUGACAAAAACAUCUACAAUAAUUGAUAUUUACAUAACAAAUUUAAGAAGAAUAAUAAAUGCUGAACUUUAUUUAAAACCCA